Molecule: messenger RNA, 378 nt
Organism: Microthlaspi erraticum
Lineage: Eukaryota; Viridiplantae; Streptophyta; Magnoliopsida; Brassicales; Brassicaceae
Source: the annotation of a GenBank genome assembly
AUGCUGAUGUCAGAUCGAUACCAAGUAAACUAUCUUAAGACUCAAUAUGAGGAGUUGGUGACGAAGCUGACUCCAGAAAAAUCUCUCAUGGCGUAUGACUUUGCCCACCAGCACAAGGCAAAACACUUGUUUGGUGCUGCACUUUCGCGGAUCACAGAAAAUAUGGAAGAAAUUAUUAAAAGUGCCGGAUACAUGGAGCUGGUGAAUAAGGAUCCCAGUCUUGUGGUUGAAAUUUAUGAAGCUUAUAUGUCGAAACAACAAAAUUCUGGUGCAGGAGAGUCAAUGGAUUCGAUUAGACCAGAAGAAGUAACCUGGAUUAUUGAAUGGGGGUUUAGUGGUGGUGAUCAAUUCUUUCAACUCUCCCCAAGAGUGCCUUGA